CCCGCAGCCGGAGAGGGGCCAGGACUCAAGAGCUCCGGGGGUGCCUGUGGAAUCCAGCGCCUCUGGCUUCCCGGGUCCCCCGCAGCGGAGCCCCAGAGACUCCCUCAGCCCGGGACCGCCACGGAACAAGAUUGCGAUUGAGAACCCACUGCAGCUACCGCAAUGGGCAGCAAAACCUUGCCAGCACCAGUGCCCAUUCAUCCAUCCCUGCAGCUUACCAACUACUCCUUCCUUCAGGCGGUGAAUGGCCUGCCCACGGUGCCCUCGGACCACCUGCCUAAUCUGUACGGUUUCAGCGCACUGCACGCUGUGCACCUGCACCAGUGGACGCUGGGCUACCCUGCCAUGCACUUGCCGCGCUCCUCGUUCUCCAAAGUCCCGGGCGCCGUGUCCAGCCUCGUGGACACACGCUUCCAGCUGCCCGCCUUUCCCUGGUUUCCUCACGUAAUCCAGCCUAAGCCUGAGAUCACCGUUGGAGGCAGUGGCCCCUCUGUGCUCAAGACCAAGCCACGCUUUGAUUUUGCCAACCUGGCCUUGGCUGCCACGCAGGAAGAUCCAUCCAAGCUUGGCCGGGGGGAAGGUCCUGGCUCCCCCACUGGUGGGCUGGGUGCCCUCCUGGAUGUAACCAAGCUGUCCCCCGAAAAGAAGCCCACGAGGGGACGCCUGCCUUCCAAGACCAAGAAGGAGUUCGUCUGCAAGUUCUGUGGCCGCCACUUCACUAAGUCCUACAACCUCCUUAUCCAUGAGCGGACGCACACCGAUGAGCGGCCCUACACGUGUGACAUCUGCCACAAAGCCUUCCGGAGGCAAGACCACCUACGGGACCACAGAUACAUUCACUCCAAAGAGAAGCCUUUCAAGUGUCAAGAGUGUGGGAAAGGAUUCUGCCAGUCCAGGACUCUCGCUGUCCACAAGACGCUACACUCACAGGUGAAGGAGCUCAAAACCUCCAAGAUCAAAUGCUAAAAGAGCCUCCAGGUCACCAGGACCCUGGGUUACGAUACCCCCUCCUCCAGAGGGACCAGAAGCCGAAGGCGACUCUGGCGGGCAGCGGGAGGGGCUCCCGGGACCUUCCCCUAUCCCAGACUUGUCCCUUGGGUCCCGGGCGCA
Messenger RNA from Lynx canadensis (Canada lynx), 1110 nucleotides. It is a transcript of the gene OSR1, whose product is annotated as odd-skipped related transcription factor 1. The transcript is spliced from 3 exons. The coding region runs from base 163 to 966 and encodes 267 amino acids. The record is from RefSeq and is a predicted model, not a curated record. Gene Ontology annotation, biological process: urogenital system development; regulation of transcription by RNA polymerase II; embryo development. Gene Ontology annotation, cellular component: nucleus. NCBI's taxonomy places the organism in Eukaryota, Metazoa, Chordata, Mammalia, Carnivora, Felidae. Gene Ontology annotation, molecular function: RNA polymerase II transcription regulatory region sequence-specific DNA binding; DNA-binding transcription factor activity, RNA polymerase II-specific.